AUGAGCUUGAAACCAAAACAAAUAAAUUUUAAUGCAACUUGGUCUGUUCUUCAAGAAACUGUUAAAGGUAUAAUAACCUUAGGAAAUGUGCCUAGAGCAACAUGGAAUGAUAGAUUUAAUGAUGUGUAUUACUUGUGUGUGGCUUACCCUGAACCUUUGGCCGAUCGAUUAUAUCAAGAGACCAAAAAUUGUUUAGAAGAUCAUGUUAAACAAUUGCAUGAAAAAGUUAAAGCUCAAGGAAACAAAGAAAAUACAGGGCUCUUAAAGGCAUACUACACAGCAUGGAUUGAAUAUAGUCAAGGAAUUAUAUAUUUACAUAGGCUUUACUCUUAUUUAAAUCAGCAGCAUAUUAAAACUCAAAAGCUUUCUGAAGCAGACAUCACCUAUGGUGCAUAUACACCUGACCCUACAGAACAAUUGGAAAUAGGCGAAUUAGGAAUGGAAAUUUGGAAAGAAUUUAUGAUAGAACCUCUAAGGGAAGAUCUCAUUAGAUUAUUAUUAGAAGUCAUUGAAAAUGAUAGAAAAGGAAUAACUAGCAUUAAUUCUUCAGAUAUUGCAAAAGUUAUUAUUCAAAGUUUUGUCCAAGUUCAAAAAGACAAUAAAAAUCCCAGUGCUGAAUAUUAUGAAGAAGUGUUUGAAGUACCUUUUUUAAAAGCAACUGGUCAAUUUUAUAAAAUAGAAGCAGCAAAACUAUUACAAGAAUGUAGCAUAUCUGAAUAUUUAGAAAAGGUUCAACAAAAACUUCACGAGGAAGCUCGUAGAGUUACUAUGUUUGUGCAUCCUACAUCUUAUGAAAAAGUUCAAGCAAAGUGCGAAACUCAUUUUGUGGUCGAUCACAUCAAUGUCUUACACUCAGAAUGUGUGAACAUGGUCAGAGAAGAAAGAAAGCAAGAUUUAAAAAAUAUUUAUUUACUUUUAAAAUCAGUAGCCAAUUGUUUACCAUUUUUAAUUGAACAAUUUUUGCAACAUGUGAAAAGUCAAGGUUUUAAUGCAAUUAACAAUUUACAGGGAGAUAAUGUACAUUGUCAGUUUGUUGAAAAUAUGUUGAAUGUUCACAAAAAAUACAGAGAUUUAAUUGAAGAAUUGUUUUGUAAUGAUUUACUUAUGGUUGGUGCUCUUGAUAAAGCAUGCAAUCAAUCUAUAACAAUUUUUAAAUACAUUGAUGACAAAGAUGUCUAUCAGAAAUUUUAUUCAAAAAUGUUGGCUAGAAGAUUAAUACAUCAACAAAGUCAAAGCAUGGAUGCAGAGGAAACUAUGAUAAAUAGACUAAAGCAAACCUGUGGGUAUGAAUUCACUAGUAAACUUCAUAGAAUGUACACAGAUAUUUCUCUUAGUGCUGAUUUAAAUGUAAAAUUUCAAGAUUAUUUAAAACAAAAACAAAUUGAUCUUGGAAUAAAUUUUCAAAUAAACGUUCUUCAGGCUGGAGCUUGGCCUUUAAGGCAAAGUUUUUUCACUUUUAACGUACCUCAAGAGUUGGAACAAAGCGUUCAAGUAUUUGAAGAAUUUUAUAAAAUAAAUUUCAGCGGAAGAAAACUGUCUUGGUAUCAUCAUUUGUGUCAAGGGGAUUUAAAAUUAACUUAUUUAAAAAAACCAUACAUAAUAUCAAUGCAAACUUUUCAAAUGGCCAUUUUAUUGCUUUUUGAAAAAACGAACGACUUGUCCGGUCGAGAUAUUCAAGAAAGUGUUCAAAUACCAGAAGAUCAACUCAUUAAACAAAUACAAAGUUUAGUGGAUGCAAAAUUAUUAAAAGAUCCGGGAUCAGAGUUAACUCUCGACAUAACUUAUCAGUUAAAUUUUGAAUACUCGAAUAAAAGAACCAGGCUAAAAAUAUCAGGAGCUUUACAAAAAGAAACACCUCAAGAAGUUGAAACAACUUUUCACAGCGUCGAAGGUGAUAGAAAAUUGUAUUUGCAAGCUGCCAUCGUUAGAAUAAUGAAGUCUAGAAAAUUAUUAAAACAUAAUUGUCUCAUUCAAGAAGUUUUGUCUCAAAGCGGAUCAUCUUUUCAACCUUCUAUACCUAUGAUAAAAAAAUGCAUCGAGGUAUUAAUAGAAAAACAAUACAUUGAAAGAACACCAAAUUCACAAGAUGAAUACGCUUACGUAGCAUAA
Messenger RNA from Pediculus humanus corporis (human body louse), 2109 nucleotides. Its product is annotated as Cullin-2, putative. Gene Ontology annotation, biological process: protein ubiquitination; SCF-dependent proteasomal ubiquitin-dependent protein catabolic process. The record is from RefSeq and is a predicted model, not a curated record. The transcript is spliced from 12 exons. Gene Ontology annotation, molecular function: ubiquitin protein ligase binding. The coding region runs from base 1 to 2109 and encodes 702 amino acids. Lineage: Eukaryota; Metazoa; Arthropoda; Insecta; Psocodea; Pediculidae. Gene Ontology annotation, cellular component: SCF ubiquitin ligase complex; Cul2-RING ubiquitin ligase complex.